Theobroma umbraticum is the source of this 1597-nucleotide messenger RNA. Lineage: Eukaryota; Viridiplantae; Streptophyta; Magnoliopsida; Malvales; Malvaceae. The record is from RefSeq and is a predicted model, not a curated record.
UUUUUUCCGUUUCUUCUGAAAAUUUUUUCUCUUAUGCUCAGGGCAAGCUUGGUGAGAGUGAAGAAUUAUUCAGUUAUUUUACUGGUAAAGUUUGGUUUUUUAAGGAGAGACGUGGUAUUCAGAAGCUGGGGUUUUGGUGAUUGAAGGGGAUUGGGCCACCAUCAAAUCGGGCUGGCUUGACUACUAAUAUUUAUUUUUCAUGAAGAAUGAAACCAAAGCUAAGUGGUGCUCGAAGAAUAUUGGAUUCUCAGACUUAGAUGUGAAGACUUCUUUGAGAAUCCAUCAAUGAGAAUUGUGCACUAUUCAUGUGCUCUUCUCAAAUGAAGACUUUGGGACUACUUUUUGGAUCUGAGUCUGUGGGGCUAAAACACAAAUAAGUUAGAUGUUUCUCCGCUCCACGAUAAUCAAACAUGCUAGUAGCGACUGUAGAUUAUUUGCAUUUUGCAUACUGAACUCUUUUGGAGACGGAAUGUGUUUUCUAGCCUUGUGGGAAGCAAUUCAACACUGCAGAUGAGCUUAAAGCCUCAUCUUAUCAUUCUUGACUGCAAAGAAAUGGGGUCUAGUUGGUCUGUGGCAAACUUUCAUUUGGAUGAUAAUGUUUUAGUACUGCACAUUCUAGUUUGAAUAAGGCUUUCGUGAAUUCUGUUUUCAUUGCUUUUUUUAUUUGUAACAUCACAAGUGUUUGUAUUUUUCUUUAAUUGUUAAUUUACUUGUUCAUGCUGCUUGCUUAAACUUUGAAAUGCUUACAGAAUAAAUUGCUUUGUUUCAGGCUUACUUGUGUUAUAAUUUUGCUUUGUUUAUGAUUUAGCCCUGUUGGCCGCUUGUGUCACUUAUCAGUAUGAACAACCAAUUCAGUGAAGAUCAAGAUGAAGCAACUGUUAUGGGGUUUGAAGUACCAAAAUCACCUGAUUCAAGUUAUAAUAAUGUGUACCCUGGAAAUGAAGAUGAUGCACGUGACCCACCAGUUGUCCCUGCACACCUGCAUCGUACCUUGCUUAGCUACCCCGCGAGCAUGAAUGCUUCUGGGAAUCUUCCUUUGCCAGAAAAUGUGAUUCUAAAUCAUCUUUACAUUGAAAACCGAGAGGCACCAAGAUCUGUAGUGGCACUUGGGUUCACUCACCGCUUCCGUUCGAAGUAUGUUACUGUUGUGCUGUACAAACCAGUUCCAAGGAGGGGUAGUCCCAGUACUUAAAACAUAUGAAUAGAGAAUAUACCUUCAAUUUGGGUUGGUUGGUUUGCCCUUGUGAGGGAAUUAGUUUCAAUAGACUCAAAUACGGAAUUAGCAGAAAUGAUAUUUAUUGGUUUCACAACAGCUGAUGACUUAGGGGGUUGCUAAUUGAACCCGAAAGUUAACAUUUGACUUGAAAUAUCAGUUAUGUUAUGAGGGGUAGAGUUGCUAUACAUAUAAAGCUUUCUCGUUAUUCUUUUUAAUCAGUAUUUGUGGCAUCGUGAGCUUGUUUACUUCCUAGGUGCUGUAUACCAAACUUAGAGCUCUUGUAUUUGUUGGCAUCGGAUCAUUUCAUUUUGAUGGGCAUGCCUGGCAUCAGGUAGCUUUAUGUUAUGUUUAAUUACAUAGAGAAGACUUUUGUGUUGCUAA